Castor canadensis (American beaver) is the source of this 449-nucleotide messenger RNA. It is a transcript of the gene Pcp2, whose product is annotated as Purkinje cell protein 2. Gene Ontology annotation, molecular function: protein binding; guanyl-nucleotide exchange factor activity. The record is from RefSeq and is a predicted model, not a curated record. NCBI's taxonomy places the organism in Eukaryota, Metazoa, Chordata, Mammalia, Rodentia, Castoridae.
AGAGAAAGUUCUGCUGACCCCUGAGGACCAUGGCGGGAUCGCCAGACCAGGAGGGCUUCUUCAACCUGCUGAGCCACGUGCAGGGCGACCGGAUGGAGGAACAGCGCUGUUCACUGCAGGCGGACCCGGACCAGACCCCUGAAAGUCAGGGUGGCCCCGCGCCCGAGAUGGACAGUCUCAUGGACAUGCUGGCCAGCACCCAGGGCCGCCGCAUGGAUGACCAGCGUGUGACAGUCAGUUCCCUGCCUGGCUUCCAGCCCAUUGGCCCCAAGGACGGAAUGCAGAAACGAGCUGGGACUCUCAGUCCUCAGCCACUGCUCACUCCUCAGGAUCCAAGUGCUCUCAGCUUCCGCAGGAACAGCAGCCCCCAGCCCCAGACACAAGCCCCCUGAGGGCCCAAGCUGACCUGGGCCCCGUUGGGCCCCCGAAAGCAAACAAUAAAACACUUG